This is a messenger RNA of Porites evermanni, 2603 nucleotides long. Lineage: Eukaryota; Metazoa; Cnidaria; Anthozoa; Scleractinia; Poritidae. The record is from the annotation of a GenBank genome assembly.
CUUUGUAGUGAUUGGUUGGAGGAUGGUCUGCGUGUGUAUGAAGUAGAAAGUACAACUCAUACAAGACGUAAGUUUCGCCAAGUUGCCAGGGAGACCUGUGGUGAAUCAAUGGAACCACCAGCUGACAACUUGAUAUUGUUUGGAGAGAUUUCAGGAAAUAGAGGCCAGUUUAUUACCCAACUACUUUUUUUUAGCAAUGAUAACAUUUUUCGUUUGAAGGGGAGACUUUAAAAUAAGUUGAUACCAAUUCUUCUAAACUGCCACAAUCACUAACAAAAUUCAUUGAGACAUUUUCUCCUGGCUAAAGGGUACAUUUAAUGUUGUGCCAACUUCAAAACGGGAAACUGAAGCUUUUCUUCAGUUUCUUCUUUUUUUUCUUUCCGUCUUUUUCUUCUUCUUUCUUCCACCCUCUAUACUGUAUGUACAGGUAUUCACAUGAUUUCGAGUGCAAUUUAGAAUGAAUAAGCACGCGUAAAUUUUUUCAAAGACUAACAAAAUUGCAUGAGCCCGUAGAGCGAGUGCAAUUUAUGUUUACUCCAAAUUGCAUGAGAAAAAUCAUGUGAUUACUUAUUAAUAAUAUUCAUGAAAAAAUUGCCAGACAGCUUUAAAAUCUCUUUAAUAGGGAGUCAAGCCACAUAAACUAUGUGCAAAAAUAAAUUAUUCAAAUGCAGCAAAUAUCAUCACACCUGCAGUCAAAACAACAUUUUCUCAAUGUUUUUAAAGUUUGUAAGCUGCAGAAACGGGCUGAACAGUUCAUGGAAUUGUUCAAUCUGUUUGAAUUGAAGAUUCUGGGUUCUUACCUCGAGUUUUCCGCUCUUCCAGAAUUUUUUCUUCCUCCUCUGAUACUUGCCGAGCUUUGUUUGGGCGCUUACCACGGCCAGCCAAGCGAAGCUCUUUUGCUUUGUCCUCCAACACCUCUUUGGACGAACCAAAUUCUCGGUCACGUACAAUGGACAGGGUGCAGCCUUUGUUCUUGAAGUGUCUAUCAAGCGAUGCCAUCAUUACUUUAAGGCUUUCUGGUUCAUAAUCUUCACCUUUUUUGUAUUGUUUACUUCGGCAUAGAAAUGCUCGAGCAAAGUGUUAAGCUCAGCUGGCUCAUAAUUUUCUAUUUCAUCAGUAAUUUCCUUAUCUACCCACCAAUCCUUCCAAACAGAGAGCCAAAAACCAGUGGUUUUCACAGUGUUCGUUUUUAGAGCAGUUUUUCAGCUCCUUUACAGUUGUUUCAGUCGCAGAAGCAAAUGUGCUGCAAACGCCAACCAUUACGGUUUCUGCUCAAAACUGGUCCAGAGCGGAUCCAAAUUUUGCGCCACUUAGAUGGCGCAUUUGAUUGGCUCUCAGUGAGUUCCUUUGUUUAUUAGCCAAUCAGAAUGUCACGUUUGUUACUCUUUUCUGUACUAAAUUACCUUUUUUCCUCUUAGCCAAUCACAAUCGAGAAUUUUUUCCUGUAUAUUAUUAAUAAUGUUUUGCUGCUGUUCAAGGUACAUGUAGUAAACAACAAACAACCCAACUUUGAAUAGAGGGGGAAGAGAAGGAGAGAUGAAGAUUGUUUUGCUUCCCAAAAUUACCCUGUGAAUGUUGUUGUGAAAGAAAAGGAAAAAUUGAUGAUGCUACGUUCUAUUACAUUGUGGGUGGCCUGUAAUUUGCCAAAAGUGGGGUAAUUAGCCUUUUCUCGGCAUUCAUUUAGUGGAGAGUGCCGUGAAGUGGGAAAUUGAGAAAGAAAGAAUGCUUGUGGGAUCUGCAUUCAAAAGCUCAUUCCACCCACAAACUCAGUUUUGGUCUCAAGGAUGGUGCUAUUUACUGGAUUGUUAAAGAGAAAACUCUAACAUUAUUUGCUCUCUGUAAACAAACAUACUAUUUUUACUUGAAUAAGCACCACCCCUGAUAGUGAUUAAGCACUUCCCUUGAAUAAAUGUAAGUACCGCUUUGGAAGGACAAAGUUUAUAAGUGCCCCACCUGAAUAAGCGCCACAGCUUCUGCAAACAAUAGAAUUGUUUGCAGGCCUCUCAGCCACCACCCAUACAGUUGCCUUAAAACACAGAAUCCCAGAAUCCAGAUUUUCAACGGAAUCACCAAAAUGAAUAAUUAUACAUUAUUUAGCAGAAUAUGGAAUACAGAAUCAAAUAUCAAUGAUAGAAAAAUAGAGAAAUGCACAUUCCAUAAUUUAUUUACAAUCCAAAGAGAAUUUGUUUCAGUUUGUCUUUGCAGUUCCCUAAAAAUUUAUGAUUUUAUUGGACAAUCCUGCUCCACCCUUUACUUGGUAGAAGUCAAGUGAAAUCACUUGGAACCUUCUCUAGCAGUUAUCUGUUUGCAUGAUUUAAUUUGUCUUGCAAUUCCGGAUUCUGUUCUAGGGCUGCUCCCAGAAGAUGGGGUCUAGUGGUGUCUAUUCUUGUAUUUUUGGUUGUGAUGGCCUGACAGAUUUUGUACCAAACCUUAUUUUGAGUAUAUUUUUGGUUUUAGAUCCAGUUGUUUGUGUAGUUUGUGCAAAACUUGCCAGGAAUGAUGUGGAGGACAUAACCAACUCAGAUUACUACCACUGGGUCAAUUUUCUUUUUGUCAAAGGUGACUACCAGGUAAGAACUUUAGGUUGUAAUUGUAAAAAGUAA